Molecule: messenger RNA, 2448 nt
Organism: Lottia gigantea (owl limpet)
Lineage: Eukaryota; Metazoa; Mollusca; Gastropoda; Lottiidae
Exons: 3
Coding region: 4-2385 (793 amino acids)
Source: RefSeq, a predicted model, not a curated record
AAAAUGGCGAAUUACAACGGCCCGUUGUACGAGAGAGCAUGUUCUGUGUUUCAAAGACGAGUCAAGCAAGUCUAUUUUCAACUGAAUCCAUUUCUAGAGAGAACUAAUUUGAAAGACGAAGAAGCUGAAUGUUAUCAACCAAGUAGUAAAUUCGUAAUACCAUUGUCCUCAAUUGUUGUUUGUGAACAGUUUGAUUCAGAUGAAGCUCUAGAUUGGAAAGUUUUAAAUCCAGAAGAAUUUUGGGAAUAUCUCUAUUCAGAUGGUUGGGCAGACGACUGUUCUUUGCGAGUAUUAGAAGGCGAACUUCUAGAGCUACUGAAAACGAUAUUAUGUGUUUUGGAGAAAAAUGAAGAGGUAACAAGUCACAAUACGUUUGCAUAUGCGAAAAAUAAAAGACGAGUCCACAGGUGUUAUGUGAACUCUCAAGAUGCUAAAGAAGAAUUUACAGAUCAAACAUUACUGGUAGAAUUUAUAUAUUAUGGUGUAAAUCAGAAGAUGAGUAAUGAAAAGAAGAAAAGGGAAACAUUAGUAAGUUGGAGAGAUUAUAAAGAAAUGGCUGCUAAGGCUGCUGGACUUACCAGGUUGAUAGAUAUAGUCGAUCUUAUGGAAUCCAACAAGAAAAAGAAGAAAACAGGUGAUUUUAUGUCUUUGGUCCGUGCACCUAAAUCAACAUAUAUUGGAGCUCAGACAGAGAAUAAAGAUGUAAGGAUGGAAACAUUAACAGCUAUGAGAUGGGCUGAGGGGUUUCGAGCAAUGAAUAACUCAAGAAGACGUAGUCAAUUGAUGCAAUCACCCCCAACCAUUGGAUCAGGUUCAACAAUUCUACCUUCGUCGGAUCAACUUAGCACUAUUACAAUCGAACAAAAUGCAUCCACAAUAUCGGGCAAUGGCAGUGAACGUUUAGCUAAAAUGGAUGAAAUAUUAUUUGAUAAAUCGAAAAAAGUAGGUCGAUCCCGCCGCGCCAACACAUUCUUUGGAGGUUUGGUCGGCAGAAGAGUACCGCCCGGUGAUGAGUUUUAUAUCAAUCAACUUACCCCAAAACAUACAGAACCUUUUCAAGCUUCCGAAUAUCUACGAAAACUGAAGCAAGAAAGAAUGACAGAAAGAGAAAGGGAAAUAGAGGAGGUCAAACAUCUUACUGAUAAAAUGAAAGAAAAUAAACUAGAAUGCAUUGAUGACUCCCGUCAAUCAUCUGAUGGAUCAUACAAACCCCUCAUGAGAAUCUAUGAUAGAAGAGUGUCAUUCGGGGAGUUCUAUCGUUUUCUUCAAGAUGAAAAUAAAUAUGAUCCACGAUUUAAAAAGGGGGCUUCAAAGAAAAAGAAACUAUCAGAUGGUAUAAAGGUCCGGAGAUCUACAAGUAUCGGAAUAAAAAAGAGUUCCAGAGCAACCGCUGUCGUGGAAAAACCGUCCAAAAAGAUCGUAACUGAUAGACAAAGGUUUGCUAAUAUGGUUGGAGGUGUAACUGAUAGUGAUGCUGCAAAAAAUCAUUGUCUUAAAAAUGUUAGCUCUGAUCACAAAACUGAAGGACACGUGAUUACCAAACCACCAUCUUCAGUAGGACGGGGAAGACGUCAAAACUCGAUGUUCUCUGAUACAGUCCCAAAAACUUCCCACAGGCGUUUUGAUGAACAGUUUUAUACUACCUUACCCAAAAUAACCUCGCCUAUUUACGAAGGAGUUUCCCGAGUUGAGAGUAUCGGUGAAAAAUACACGCCAAUGGGGAACGUUGGAGAACGACAAAAUCGCGGAUAUAGAGGUGGAUAUAGCAAGAGAAUACCAACAGCAACAACUGGAGAUAGUGAUUCCGAUGUAGAAUCUUUAGACUCGCCUGUUUACGAUGAAGAAGAUGAUUUUGAAGAUACCGUUUUUGAUUCCAAUAAACUUAACCGCAAGUACAGUAUUGAGAAAAUCAAAGCCAUGAAAUCUAAGAAGGAAAAGAAACCCCCAGUUUUAAAUAUCCUCAAAAAGUUUUGUCGAGUGAAUAAGAUGAUGACCAAUUUAGGUCCAAAACCUAGUAAAACCCCUCGUAAAUCUGUUGCUGAUGCAAAUAAAGCAAAACAGUCUGCUAAAGCAUUUGGUAUGUUCCGUCGAUUAAACAAAAAAGGCUUGCCAGAAGUUAAACCAAAAACAGAAAUAGGUAAAAUGAAGCAUUUCGAAUUUUUAAAACACAAAGAUUAUGAGCUAAAAAUACCAGAUGUAGUUAAACCUGAUUUCAAAACUUCAUCAAUCGAGAACUUCAAAGACAAUCUAUUACAAGCAAUGGAUUAUUUUGUUAUACGUAAAGAAAUGAUAACUUCCAGUCAUAAUUAUGAAACUGUUACUACUAUAACAUUCACCCGUCCAGAGGCUUAUGUUAGAUUACAUCAAGUGCCUAAAGAUUCCUGAUAAUAUCAUCUGUAUUGUUUGUUGAUCAUAUCUUGAUAAUAAUAAUAAAAAAAUAUUUUCGUA